AGUAUUGAAAUCGUCGUUAACGGCGACGGUUUGGUUUGUUUCGACGCUUAAACACACUUGCACGUUCUUCUCUCUCACGACUUCCUCUCUUGCCGCUCUCUUUGCGCUGCUGCUGUAGUUGCAGUGACUUGAAGCUCCGAAGAGUAAACCACCAACGGACACAUCCAUGUUAAUGCCACGUUAUCUGGGCCUGAACGAUAGCUCCUCGUCGUCUGGCAGUCACGGAAAUGCAGGAGCCCCUGGCAGCUCCUCCUCUCCGCCGACGACAGUGGCCGCCCUCACGAAGAUGCGACUGCUGAGCAAAGUGGAGCACAACAUGCGUCAGAGCCAAGGUCAUAUACCGAGCCAUCAGAGCGGCCAGGACGUCAACCACCUCCUGCAAACGGCAUCCACUGGCAACGGAGUGGUAGGCGAUGUCGACGGACUGCUGACGCCCAUGCGCAUUAAAGCGCAUUUGUCGCCACCCUACUCCGCCAGCAGUUCCGUCAAGUCCGAGUCCGCGAGCUCGAGCUCUCGGCCGGAGCGCAACCUGUGGAGCCGGGCCGAGAUGCUGGAGAUGCUGAGCAUUAUGCAGAAUCUAAAUGCCCUGGAGCAGCUAAAUGACCGGAACAUGAAAAGCGAAUACGUCUUCCGGCAGAUCGAGGAUGUGAUGCGCAGCAAGGGCUAUGUGAAGAAGUCCAGCAUUCAGAUCUGGACCAAAUGGAAGUUCCUUAAGUCCACUUACAAUACCACAACGCGACAUGGUACCGGGGUGCCCAAGGUGGUCCCGGAGGAGGUGUACCGCGUGCUCUGCCGAAUGCUGAGGGACACUAAUUACAACGGCAGCAGCAGCAAUGUCAACGGCAGCCUCAGUGAAUGCGGCAACUCGAUGGACAGCUCGAAGACGGCUUGUGAAGAUACCAAGGAGGACAUCCUGGGCGUGGAGCAUCCCAUAUUCGGCUUUCGGCUGGGACCCAUUAAACCAGAGCCAAUCGAUACAGGCUACGAGACUUCUCAGAAGCCAGACAUGGUGUCCGAACCAGAUAUGGAAGCCUUUGACUACGAAGCUGAGAACUCCCAGGCUGACAACCAUGAUCAGGAUGAGGCCCCCCAUUUGCCAUUCAUAGUGUCCGUGAAACAUGAACCAGACAUGGACCUGGGGAUGGACACGACCAACACUCCGCCGCCCACGGCGCCAGCUUCGCCCUCGCCCCCUCCUGUGGCGCUGGAUGAGACCGAUGAGGAAACAGUAUACUCAUCCACCCCUAUCGCUCUUCCUCCACUGCGCGUGGCCUCCUUUGCCAAGGACGAGCUGCGGCGGCCCACCCACGGCAUCCUGCAGAUCGAUCGGCCGCCGCCGACGCUCACCAAGAUGAACCAGCAGCUACCCAGUCCGGGCCAGGCGAGCAAAUCCCUACCCCUCCAAAGCACUAGCAGCAUAAACUUUGUGCACCCGCACAGCAAACUGAUGUUACCCCGCAAGCCAAAUCCGAAUAGCAGCCAACCCGGCUUGCGUCUGCCCAGGGAUAUCAGUGUCCAGCCGGCGGGCAUGCGAAUGAAGACGGUGCCUAUGCGGGAUACGGGCUACUCGUUGCGGCCGGAACGGAUGAUCCCCGACCUGAAUCAGGUCACAUCCAGUCCCCCACAGUCGCCGAUGGCCGCUCUUUUGAGCCGUGGACCGCCGCCCAAGUAUCCAAUAGCCGGGCAACAGGGUGGCGCCUCCACUAGCAGGCAGGCUCACAUUAUGUCUUCCCACCAGUUGACCCCGUUGCAGCACCAACAGCUCCAGCCGCGGAAGCGUCGUCUGGUUCAAAGUCCGGUUAUGGGCAUGCCUGUGCCUGUAAAGCUGCAGCGCAGCUCCAAUAUGUACGAAACGACUAUAAAAGGUACUCGAUCUCACCCUGGAAUGGGCGAAGAGAGCAAAAAGAAGACCAGCGAAGAACAGACGAAGCAGCGCAAGAAACGGCAGGAAGAGGUGUUCGCCAAAGAGCUCGCCCAAUUGGCCACUGCGAUGCACUCAGCUCAGAAGGAGAUGCUGCAGGAUUUCUUCAUGCAACAGAAGGAGAUCGCGAGGCGAGAGCAUGAGUUCCAGAUGAAACAGGACACGAUGGUGAUGCGGGCACUGCGCAAGCAAACGUAUGUGUUGCUCAAAAGCGCAAACGAGCUGGUAAAUGGACCUUCUGAGGCAACUAAAAAUGAGCCGGAACCCAAAGACGGUGUCAUUCCCGAAACUCAGAUGUCGUUUCAACAAGAAACGGAAAUAAAACCUCCAGAAAGCGAAGAGGAAAAUAUUGAUGGAGAUGGGGAAGAUGACGAUAUGGAAGAAACUUUGGAAGAGCCAGAAGAUGAAGACAAUGAAGUGGAUUAUGAGGAUGAAAACGAAGAGGAGGAUGACGAAGAAGUCGAUGAUGAACACCUGGGCAAUGACAGCGACCUGGAAAUGUCCACCUUAGCCAUGUCCGAGGGCUCCAACCAUGUUGAAGUCAUCAGCGAGGAGCAGUAGUUGACUUUUCCCCAACAUUCCAACCCAUCUCCAAGUAUUAGCCCAAAAAGACAAACACCAUUGUUAAUACCGAUUCAUUCCAAUCGCAUUCCUUAAGCUAUAUAUACUAUAUAUAUUCCUAAAGCCGGACCCGCGCAUUGUUAAAAGACUUGAUUAUAUUUAAGCAUUAUUACAUAAAUGAAACCUAAAGUAAAUUAAAAUGUAUUUAUUGUUCAUCGACCGUCUAUGCCCCAAAGUGCUGUAAAGUUAUUGAAACCACAAAAUACUUAGGUAAUCAUAUGAUAUAUAUCAAAAUAUAUAUGUACCUUGUACAAUAAAA
This is a messenger RNA of Drosophila rhopaloa, 2801 nucleotides long. RefSeq lists its product as uncharacterized. The transcript is spliced from 3 exons. The record is from RefSeq and is a predicted model, not a curated record. Lineage: Eukaryota; Metazoa; Arthropoda; Insecta; Diptera; Drosophilidae. Bases 167 to 2482 code for a protein of 771 amino acids.